GCCAAUCGCAGGAGCAGAGGGCGGGGCGUCGGCGCCAGCAGAUAAUUGCUAAGUGCUUCGCUAGCACAGUGGGUCCGAGCUGCUGACAGGUCUGGUCGCAGAGACGCGGACGCGUAAUCCUCAGCGUGCUCCAGCCCACGGCAUCCUUCCACUGCUCGGCAGGGCACCGGCCUCCGGGCACCGGCCCCUCCGCUCCGCGGAAAAGCCUGAUGAAGUCCUCCGAUAUCGAUCAGGAUUUAUUUACAGACAGUUACUGCAAGGUGUGCAGUGCUCAACUGAUAUCUGAAUCUCAGCGCGUGGCCCAUUACGAGAGUCGGAAACAUGCGAGCAAAGUCCGACUGUAUUACAUGCUUCAUCCCAGGGACGGCGGGUGUCCUGCCAAGAGACUUCGGUCAGAAAACGGAGGUGACGCUGACAUGGUGGACAAGAACAAGUGCUGCACACUCUGCAACAUGUCGUUCACCUCGGCUGUGGUGGCCGACUCGCAUUAUCAAGGCAAGAUCCACGCCAAAAGGUUAAAACUGUUGCUAGGAGAGAAAACACCAUUAAAGACCACAGCUACGCCCCUGAGCUCACUGAAGCCCCCGCGGGUGGAGCCUGCCCCGGUGGUAACGUCUCCCUAUCAGAGAAGAGAUUCCGACAGAUAUUGUGGGCUCUGUGCAGCCUGGUUCAAUAAUCCCCUGAUGGCCCAGCAACAUUAUGAUGGAAAGAAACACAAAAAGAAUGCAGCGAGAGUUGCUUUAUUAGAACAACUGGGGACGACCCUGGACAUGGGGGAACUGAGAGGUCUGAGGCGCAAUUACAGAUGUACCAUCUGCAGUGUCUCCCUAAACUCAAUAGAACAGUAUCAUGCCCAUCUGAAAGGAUCUAAACACCAGACCAACCUGAAGAAUAAGUAGUGAAAGCAUCAAUCAAGACAUAUGAAAACAUGUCAGCCUUUCUCUGUUGUGGAGAAUUGCCUAACCACCACCAGAGGAGGAUUCUUUCUUGAACAAUGAACAUUUCUUAGGAGGAUUCACAGAUUCACCUAACUCUUGAUUUUGGAAAGUGAAUGAGGUUUCUUUUUCUUUCUUUUUUUUUAAAGUUGGUGGUUAAGUUAUGAUAUCUGAAAGGAUAUUUUUAUUCUUUCCUGAUACCAUUUAGCACAUGUUUGAAAUCCUAAUCCUGUAGCAAACAGUCAGAACAUGAUUCAAAGUUAAAGACAGUGGAAAUAUUUCAAUUUCUAACAUAUUCUAGAUUUCCUCAGAAUACAGCUGUUCUAUUAAAUCUUCAAUGAUUGUGAUGUAAACCACGUCUAUCCAAAAAUAAACAUGAUUUUUUUCAUUCCAUUGGACAUAGUUGGGGACUACCUGCAGGAACUCGAACACAUCACUGUUAGUAGAAGAUUUAUAUCAGACAAACACCAGUCCUUCUCGUUCACCUGCCAACACAGGAGCCAGGUUGACCGUCGGAACAAUGAGAGGGAAAGCGUAAAUAAAGGAAGAAUCCUCAUCCUUUGUUCCUGAUCACUCAAAGAACCGUUUCUCAAGGUUAAGCCAAGUCCUCUUUGCAAGCUGCCAAAAAAUAGCUUAGGAAAAGAAUUAGUUUGCCUGCAUGAUGAUGCUCUUAGGCAAAACACGUCUUCACGGCAGCUGACCUUGGUGAAAUGUGCCCGGGAGGCAUCCGGAAGAAUGAUAAAGCCCAGAAUAAGAGGGAAAUAAGUAAAGACUGCUUAUGAAGUGAGCUGAAUAAUGGGGGUCAGUAAGGGAUACUGAUGAUUUGGAAAGACGUAGAGAAACUCUGAAGAAAUGGCAGCCUUGGGUAAGGUGGAGUUCCCCCCUUCUUCUGUUUCUCAUUGGAGUCUUAUUGCUGAACCAAGAUUCACUCCCCCUGGAAAGAACAUCACUGGACAGUUUGACAGACUGAAGACUGUCACUCUCUGAUGGGGGAUGUCUUUGCGAGCAACCAUAAAGUGCUUCCUCUAGGUUUAAUUUUUCUCCAUGGCGACAGGAGGGUCUUGGGAAUGGCCACAAAACUGAGCAUUGAGCUUCUGCUUAGUGAUGCGUCAGUGCGGCCGCUGGAUCUGGCUGGGCUGCCUUUAGUACUUGGUGGCCACGGGCAGUUGGUCUCCUGGUGUUGGGAUUUCUGGACAUCCAUUGUUUUCCACGGAGAGCUGAGGUGGUUACCACUCAGAGAGCAAUAAACAAAAUGACACAGAUAUGCACAGCGUUGUUAUUCAGGUGCCUGUUUUCCUGGGCUUGAAACUUGGCACCAUUCCCUUGAGGAGGGACCACUCAGGAGGGACCAGGGCUGCCAGUUUCAGUGCCUGCAGAGAGAAGCAGCCAACCCAGACACAUGCUCCCUGUGGGAAGGAAGGAGGGUUGGAUGGGAAACUCUCUGUUUUGCAGUUUUGGAAAGCACACAACAGAGCUACAAACUUCGUGAUGGCUUUUCUUUGUGUAAAAUAGGCUUUAUUUCUUCAUUCUGCUGUAAAAUAAGCAUUGUCUGAGUUUUAAAAAAUGUUUCUGUUUGUAUUUAGUGAGUGAGCUCAUGGCCUGAAGUGUUAUGUGUGUGUUUGUUUAAUAACCUAAUAUAGAAAUGCCUAUGAACAUAGGUUUCUUUUGCUUUGCAGAGAGGCUAAGCCAAACCUUUAUAGAUAUGCUUCCAGAUGUAAUAACCAGAUUAGUUCAGCAUUUCUCAUCUAGAUUCUAUUGGUCCUUGGCCACUGGCCAGUGAAAGUGAAUACGUUGUCAGAGGUCUUCGUCUGUUUUCAGAUUCCUUUCUUUAAGUGUGCCUGUGCAGCAGGAUCCAGACUUAUGUAAGAAAGGGUCAUGAAUGUGGUUUGUAUUUUGGGAAUUCUUGAAUGGACACAUCCCUAAUUGGGAAGCUAGCUAGCUGUUUAUCGUUCAUUCUUGUUUGGUUUGGUAUGGUUAAGUUUGUUUAAUUAAGAAUUCAGAGCUAACGUUCUAACUUGGUUCUGAGUGGAUGGGAGGCGGAUGUAAAAAAAAAAAAAG
This is a messenger RNA of Tupaia belangeri chinensis (Chinese tree shrew), 2993 nucleotides long. RefSeq names its product zinc finger matrin-type 4 (gene ZMAT4). Bases 210 to 899 code for a protein of 229 amino acids. The record is from RefSeq and is a predicted model, not a curated record. Lineage: Eukaryota; Metazoa; Chordata; Mammalia; Scandentia; Tupaiidae. The transcript is spliced from 7 exons. Gene Ontology annotation, molecular function: zinc ion binding; nucleic acid binding.